Molecule: messenger RNA, 3319 nt
Organism: Dimorphilus gyrociliatus
Lineage: Eukaryota; Metazoa; Annelida; Polychaeta; Dinophilidae
Source: the annotation of a GenBank genome assembly
AAUGACUUUAUACCAACUUGGUUAUAAAGACUAUAACGAUUACGUAGAAACGUUGGAUAAUUUAACAGAAAGCAUUAAAGCGAACUUAGAAGGAAGAAACGAUGAUGACUGGAAAGAAUUUGAUAAUGGAAUCGUUAAGUUUAUGAAAGAAAACAAAAUACCAGGAAUAUCAUUAACAAUUGGACGAAAUGGAAAUAUUAUCCAUGAACAGACUUACGGUUUUGCUAAUAGAAGAGAAAAAGUCAACAAGUCAAAUCUAUUCAGAAUUGCUAGCGUAAGUAAGAUGCUAACUUCAAUUGGAAUUUUAAGAAUUAUUCAAAAUGGUGGUCAAUUGAAAUUUCAUCAAAAAGUCUUUGGCCGAAACGGCAUCCUAUCUUCCUAUUCCCCUACUGAAAGUGGCGAUAAACGCCUACUGAACAUAACUGUUCGACACCUUUUACAGCAUAGUGGCGGUUGGGAUAGAGAGAUAGCGGGCGAUCCAGUCUUUUAUAAGAAUGUUGGUAAGAAUAUGAAAGUUGAUGAGCCAGUUUCGGCCCAAGUAUUAAUAUCUUAUAUGAUGGGUCAGAAAUUACAGUUUAAACCAGGUAGUAAAUAUUGCUAUUCAAAUUUUGGUUACGUCAUUCUUGGAAGAAUAAUUGAAAAAAUCAAAGGCGUCUCUUAUGAAGAGUAUAUUAAAUCUUUUCUUACCGAUAUUGGCGUAGAUGAUAUGAGAAUUGGAAAAACCCAAUAUUGCCAUAGACUUAUUGAAGAAGUAGAAUAUUUUGUAAACCCUCUAAUGGGACCUAUAUUAGGAAAAAGCCUAUUCAGCACAGACGAAGAGGAAGAUGAUGGAAGCCAAGUUCUAUUACCAUACGGAUCGUUUUGUCUAGAGAGUGGAGAUUCGGAUGGAGGUUGGCUAGCUACUUCAAAGUCUGUUGUAAAAUUGCUAAUGAGUCUGAGCAAAGGGGAAGGUGAAGGUUGUUUAUUAAAUAAGAAAUUAACAAAUGAAAUGAUGAAGAAACCAAGAUAUAAGAAUAACAAACAAUCAACUUGUUGGUACGGAUUGGGCGUUGAUGUUAUAGGCUUCGAUAAGUUAUCUUUCGAACAUACAGGACAUUUGGAUGGUUCUACUUCUAUCGCUUUAAGAAACGAUAAGGGAUAUUGUUGCGCUCUUCUCUCCAACUACUGGCCGUUUGAAAGCGACUAUUCAGGCUUACUAUCAAAUCUAUUAAAUAGAAUCGAAGAUUGUAGUUUGUACAGUAUUCCUAAUAUUUUUGGCGAGUUUAAAGAGUCAAUUUCGUUCUAUUCGGAAAGAUUCAUGUUGUGUUUGAACGUUGAAUUAAAGAACUUGAAGGAAUUCAACAAUUUUUGUAGAUAUAACUUGAAUAUGGGACCGUCUACAAUUUGCUGUUGUACAGUUAAAGGCGUUAUCUAUUGUUACGGAUUCUGGGUAAAAGAUUCUAAAAACGAGCUAUUAGUGUGUUCAAAGGAACUUGUCGUAGAGGAAAUUAACAGGAUAAAAACUGCUAACCUUCGCCUCAUUUACGUCUAUUUCGUACGAAAUAUUGAUGUGUAUUUAUUAGUAUUCGGUCAAGGUCAACCGAAUACUACGCACUACCAACUCGAAUCCGACGAAGCGGACUUGGAAAGGAUUCUGUCAACACCCGACGUACGAGUUGUAUCGCUUACAUUUAAUAAGGAGCGCUAUUGCGUUGUUUACGAAAAGGAUGAGGAGGAAAGGGACAAGGAAGGCGGAAAGUCUACUAGACUGGAAAAGAAGAAAUCCUAUAGACAAUACGUAGAAGUGAAUAAAGAAGAAGAGUAUGAUAAAAAAUUUAAUAUGCACUCAAGGUACGGAAGAAUGCUGUCCUUUCUCUUCUUUUCCGAAACAGGCGAUAAAAUAGCAUCUGUGUGGAACGAUAGCGGAUCAUUCUAUUUCUCGGCCGAGAGGGAAAUGUCCAAAUACCAACUAAUAACCGAUUGCGGUUAUCUUUACCGGAAAGAUAAGAAUUGUAUUCAGAUCCAAAUUGAAGUAGAACACGAUCUAGCAAACAAAGUUGAGGAAGAUAAAAGGGAUAAAGUGAGAAGACCAACUAUUUUGAAGCCACCUGUCGGAUUGAUAUGGAAUUCUAAAUGUAUGGUUAAAAAUCCAGAAUCGUCUUCGGAAAUUAUGAAAAUUGUCGAUAGUAAAUUACCGUGGGAUUAUUUCCCUUUCAACUUAUUUAUUUUCCAUUUUGAUAAUGGCAAAGAUUGUUGGCCAAAUUCCAAAGAGAACGUCACUAUUUCAAAAGUACGUUAUAAAACUAAUAAGUACGGAGUCUAUAUAUCAAAUAUUUGCAAUAUAACAUCCAAAGAAUUGAGUACUGUUAGUAAGAAGAUGUUGAAGAAACUUGAAUACAUCAGAUUUGGCUAUCAGACGCAAGUUUGCGGUGAAAAAUUCGACGACGAUUUCAUUAGAAGUUUAAAGGACGGAUCAUCAACAAGCGUAAAGAACAUUCUACAUUUUCCCUAUAAAUUCAACAUAGGAGAGGCAAAAUUAACUGCAGAUAUACUAACUAUAUCUCCACCUUUUAUAAAGGAAUACGCGGGAUCCUAUAUCAAAGAUAAGAAAUCUCAUUCUAGACGCUUUCAAGUUUUCUCAAAACCCAACAGCAACGCUGGCGUUGACAAUGGAAUACAAAGUUUUUGGAGAUCUCAACGUCUUCAGCAGAAUUCCAAUGAAUUUCGUUUGAUAUUCACCAACUCAUCGGAUAAAGAUAGUUGGCUGUCUCUGUGUCUAACUGCCCGCGGACAGACGUUAAGGAUUAAAGAAUGCGAUAAUUCGGCAAAAGGAGGGCAAGGCGAACAAAGUCAAACGUUCAUUUAUUCAAAGAAAACCAAACAACUUAUGAAUAAAAAGUCGAAAAGUUACGUUUGCCUACCGAAUUAUCCAUAUUCACCUGUAAGAUUCGAGUCGAUAGCUCAGCAAGAUUGUUCGCUUCGUAUUCAGAUGAAAUUGAACAAAAACGGCAAUUAUCUAUUGCACAAUGACCAUAAUUUAUACAUGGGCGUUGGUCUAUACGACCUGUACGAAGUUUAUACAAGGAUUGACGCCACCCAACACCUUUACGCCUUUAUAAACUUUCAUCCGUCCAAUUCGGAAACGAGAGACUUGUCUGCAAAAACGAUAAGAGGACUGCAUCAAUUAUAUAAUUAUAACUUUAAAUGUACGGAUUCAUCAAGAUCGCCGACCACUAAGGAGUUUCUAAUCGGUGACAAAAUCAAGAUAGAGGCGAAAACAGUUCACUAUUGUUUUAUAAAGGAACUUGCGGAAGAUUACGAUCAAUAUGAAUAUGCAUGA